Xyrichtys novacula (pearly razorfish) is the source of this 648-nucleotide messenger RNA. NCBI's taxonomy places the organism in Eukaryota, Metazoa, Chordata, Actinopteri, Labriformes, Labridae. The record is from the annotation of a GenBank genome assembly.
AUGCUGUGCUCUCACAGACUCCAGACUCGCCUCAGUCCUUUCAUGGACUUCUACGUGCCUGUACGCAGCCUGUGGCCCGAGGUCAGACCUCUGCUUUACCAUCCAGAUCUACUGCAGAGAACCCUACAGGAGACCCAGCACAGUCUGGAAGCUAUGGACAAGCUUCAAUGCAACAUCCUGAAAAAGACGGAGAAUUCCCAAAGUGGUGUGGCUGUGAUUCCUGUGUCCUACCAGAUGAAGGAAGAAGGAAAGCUCUUUGGCCUGACUCUGGACACCCGAGGCUUUGCCCCAGAGGAGCUGUCUGUCAGACAGGUGGGCAGGAAGCUUAGAGUCAGCGGUAAGACGGAGAAAAAGCUGGAGGAUGAGAAAGGCUGCUGCUCCUACACACUCCAGGAGUUCAGACGGGAGUUUGAUCUGCCUGAAGGCCUGGACCCUGAAGCUGUCAGCUGCUGCCUGGAUCCAAAUGGGAGGCUCCACAUUCAGGCAGCCAAAGCUCCAUGUGUAGAGGAGGCCGAGAGAGAGCUGACUAUCAAGAGGAGCCUGGAGGAGAAACCACAUCAGAGUGUGUGUUCACACACUGAAGACAACAGCAGCACAGCGACACACAACAGCCCACAAGACAAACCUGCAAACAUUGACUCAAACUAA